AUGGCCAGCAAAUCGUGGGCUGGGGAGGUGAUUUCGUCAAAGGAAAAGCCUGCUGUUAACGAGGAGUUCAAGGAGCUGGAGAAGGAUAUUGAAUUGCGGAGGGAGGGUAUUCAAAGGUUGAUUGUUGCGUCUGGAACGUAUCAUCACUCCCUUUCCAAGAAGAAGGCCAAUGCAUCUCUUGACGAGGUCGAGAAAAUGCUUCCCAUCGAUAUCUUGGGGAUCACUAUGAUUGUCCAUGGUGAAGAAUUUGGUGAUGAUUCUACUUUCGGGUCUGCAUUGGUUAAAUUAGGACGCGCACAUUCUAAAAUCGCAACGCUGCAGGAGGCUUAUGCAUUGACAUUCAAGGAUACUUUCAUGGGAACGCUGGAAAAAUUUAAGGAUCAGAUUAAGGAGUACGAAGCGGUCAAAAAAAAGCUUGAGAAUAGAAAGGUAAUUUACGACUCGGCCACGGUCAAAUUUGAGAAAGCGCAAUCGAGCAGGAAGGACAAGGAUCGGCGAGAGGCCGAAGAUGAAUUGGAGCGCGCCAGGCAACGCUACGAUGAAGCCGCGGAGGAUCUGCGCGCGCAUAUGCAUGCUAUCCAGGAGAAUGAGCACAACCAAUAUCGCGAACUGGGCACGCUGCUUGACUUGGAGACAACUUACAUCCAAUCUUAUCUUGACGUGUUGAAGGAUGUCAAAGCGGAUUGGCCGGAACGGGUAAUUUACAUGAGUGGUUCUAGUUCUGCGUCAAAGUCUUCUGGAUCAUUCAAUAGGGAUAGCCAAUAUCCUUCGCGUGUGAAUGGGCAGGGAAGGACCUACUCUUCACCUUCUGAUUCGUCCGAGGACGAUCGACCUACCACUCCUGGUCCUAUUUCUGGCAGACACUCCAGAGCUGGAUCUACUGCGAGUAAGCCUCCUUCAAGGCCAGCUUCGAGGCUUUCAAGGAAGCGUGCAAGUAGCUCGGCGACGACGAAAGGCUCGUCAGAAGACAAAGACAAGGAAAAAGAGAAGGACGAUAAUAGACCACGACGGAAGAGCGUCACAGGUUGGGCAUCCAGCGCUGUCGAAUCUGUCACGGGAAGCAAGAACAAGAAGAGCAAAGACACCGACUCAUUUACUACACUCGACGACGACCAGCACCCUGGAGCCACUGAAAAUGGUACUCUCCACAAAUCUUCCAGUUUCCGUUCCCUUGGUCGCAAAAGCUCCAAGAACAAAUCAAAAGAAAGUCUCUCAGGAACGACCACUGCUACGCCCAAGAUUCUCAAACCACCAUCGGCUCAAGGCCAGAAGGUUGUGCGUGCACUAUACGACUUUUCUGGCUCGUCAGACGAGUUGAGUUUCAAGGCCGGCAAUGACAUCAUUGUUGUUCAUGAAGUUUUGGAUGACUGGUGGAUGGGCGAGGUUAACGGGCACCGAGGCCUAUUUCCAACAUCUUACACGGAAGUCGUGGGGUCCAACAAGUCGAUGUUCCCUCCUGGGAAGCCUCCACGGGUCAUUCACCCAGGCCCAGGUUACGACCAAGACGACAGCGAUUUUGACGGCGACUACCGACACGACCAUGACCAUGACCAUUAUAUGACGAGCGAUGCUGAUGAGGAGCAGAUCAUCCGCGCUACGCCGAUGGCGGUGAACCGCAGCCCUAUCUUUUACGGUGGAUUUGACGACAAGGCGAGCUUCACAGGGAGCAUGGCAGACGAGGCCGACGACGAGGACACCAAACGGAUACAGCCAGUCAGUACUCGGCAGCGGGUGGCGUUCCCUGAUGACAAUGGCGACGACAACUGGGGCCCGCCGAAGCCUCCUCAGCAGCCCCAACAGCCCCAAACACAGCAGCAGCAGAACAGUAGCACUUUGCCCUCUUUCUCAACGCCCUCGAUGCUCUCGCAAGCGCGCAGGAAUAUGUUGCGGUCGUUGGACCCCGCGCAACAGCCGUUGAUUAACCGCUCCAUGAGUGAAGCUCCGAGCCCCACUUCAGGUGGGCUAGGGGGCGGAGGAGGGAGCGCGAGCAAUGUGUACGGUAGCGGGAGUGUGUCAACGGGCACGACGACGCCGACCAAGAAAAUACCCCCACCGCCACCUCCGCGACGUGCGAUAAGCCAGGUGCCCGCUACAGGUCCGCCUAUUCCGGAACGGAAGGCGCCUGGUGCUGCUGCAAGCCACACGCUGAAUGGAUCGGCUUCCACAUUGACGACGCCUGCAUCGUCUGUAAGCGGGCAUGGGUAUGAUAGGUCGCCGUUUGAGAGCGCGAUUGAGCUCGAGGGUGUUGGUGGUGCUGCGCAGUGCGAGCAAUUCAGACAGAACCCUUUCAAACCGAAGGGAAUGUGCAGUAACUGCCUCGAAUUCCACGGUUAG
This is a messenger RNA of Psilocybe cubensis, 2334 nucleotides long. RefSeq lists its product as uncharacterized. Gene Ontology annotation, molecular function: protein binding; lipid binding. The record is from RefSeq and is a predicted model, not a curated record. Gene Ontology annotation, biological process: actin cortical patch localization; plasma membrane tubulation; endocytosis. The transcript is spliced from 7 exons. Bases 1 to 2334 code for a protein of 777 amino acids. Lineage: Eukaryota; Fungi; Basidiomycota; Agaricomycetes; Agaricales; Agrocybaceae. Gene Ontology annotation, cellular component: cytoplasm; actin cortical patch.